This is a messenger RNA of Rubroshorea leprosula, 972 nucleotides long. Lineage: Eukaryota; Viridiplantae; Streptophyta; Magnoliopsida; Malvales; Dipterocarpaceae. The record is from the annotation of a GenBank genome assembly.
UUAGAGUAGCUGAGGAAUCUCUUUCUCCUUUGCAUUAUUGCCCUUCCAUUUAUUCUUUUUUCUCCACUUUCUCUUGCCUUUUUAUAUUGCUCUGCUUUUCACUUUCUUUCACUCUCAAAUUCUCUUACGAGGCUAAAAAGUUGUGUGUUCUUCUUCUAUCUUCUCAAUAUUCUUUCCUCUCCCUGAUUUUGAAGAUGAGUUCCUCAAUGAUCAAGGUUUUGAUGAUCUUGGGUCUUCUGGCCGCUUCUUGUAUGGCCCAGGCACCGGGGCCUGCACCCGUACCCUCACCCAAAGCAGCUCCCACACCAUCACCUAAAGCAGCUCCCACACCAUCACCCUCUGCUCCAACACCAUCACCUGCAGCCCCAACUCCAUCUCCCACGCCAUCUCCCACUCCAUCUCCCACUCCAUCCCCCACACCAGCCGCAACUCCAUCUCCAACCACAGCACCAACCCCAUCUCCCACUGCAGUUCCUACUCCCUCUAAAUCCCCCUCUGAAGGACCUACGGGUAGUCCUCCUCCUGCCUUUUCCCCUUCCAACCAGCCUACUUCUGACCAGACCCCUAGCAGUGCCGCCUCCUUCAGCAGAGUUUUGAUUGCUGGAACUGCCCUCACCGCUACUGUCUUCGCCGUGGUCUUGGCUUAAGAAGUGAGAGUGGUGAUGAUGAUUUAGGGUGGGUCGUGGAGGUCGUGUUCGGACUUCGGGUCACGAUUCUUGAGAUCUGUUUUCUAAUCCUGUUUUCUCAUUGUUGAGUAGUGUUUCCUUUUUCUUUGUUUUUGUUUUUGUUUUUGUUUUUGUUUUUUUUAAUUUAUUUGUCAUUUGAGUUUGUGACGAUGAUGAUUCUAUUAUUCGGAUUGGACGGCGGCAGAUUAUUUUGGCCAUGACAUGUGUAUCAUUUGAUGGGAGAUGGGAUGGGUGGAGAAAGGUUGGGUGUACAUCAAUAACAGUGGAAUAAAUAGCAGUUUGUUAU